CUCCUGCAGCUCGCUUGCCACAACUCCCUGAGAGCUCCCAGGUGGCGGCAGCCUCCUCCAGACAGACUCAUUCACCAUGACCAAACUGAACGCCCAAGUCAAAGGCUCUCUGAACGUCACCACUCCGGGGAUACAGAUAUGGAGGAUCGAGGCCAUGCAGAUGGUGCCUGUCCCUUCCAAUACCUUUGGGAGCUUUUUUGAUGGUGACUGCUACAUACUCCUGGCUAUCCACAAGACCAGCACCAACCUGUCCUAUGAUAUCCAUUAUUGGAUCGGCCAUGACUCAUCCCAGGAUGAGCAGGGGGCAGCCGCCAUCUACACGACACAGAUGGAUGAUUUCCUGAAAGGCCGAGCUGUCCAGCACCGGGAGGUCCAGGGGAAUGAGAGUGAGACCUUCCGAAGCUACUUCAAGAAGGGCCUUGUGAUCAGGAAAGGGGGCGUGGCUUCUGGCAUGAAGCAUGUGGAGACCAAUUCCAGUGAUGUCCGGCGGCUGUUGCAUGUCAAGGGCAAGAGGAAUGUGGUGGCUGGAGAGGUGGAGAUGUCCUGGAAGAGUUUCAACCGAGGCGAUGUUUUCCUGCUGGACCUGGGGAAGCUUAUCAUCCAGUGGAACGGACCAGAGAGCAAUCGUAUGGAGAGACUCAGGGGCACGACCCUGGCCAAGGAGAUCCGAGACCAGGAGCGGGGCGGGCGCACCUAUGUGGGCAUAGUGGAUGGGGAGAGGGAGUCGGAAUCUCCGGAGUUGAUGGCGGUGAUGAACCACGUGCUUGGCCAGCGGAGGGAGCUGAAGGCUGCAAUUCCUGACUCGGUGGUGGAGCCGGCCCUCAAGGCUGCCCUCAAAUUGUACCACCUGUCUGACUCAGAGGGAAAACUGGUGGUUAGGGAAGUCGCCACGCGGCCGCUUACACAGAACCUGCUGAGCCACGAGGACUGUUAUAUCCUGGACCAGGGGGGCCUGAAGAUCUACGUGUGGAAGGGGAAGAAUGCCAAUGAACAGGAGAGGAAGGGAGCCAUGAACCAGGCUCUGAACUUCAUCAAAGCCAAGCAGUACCCCGCAAGCACGCAGGUGGAGGUACAAAAUGACGGGGCUGAGUCAGCAGUCUUUCAGCAGCUCUUCCAGAAGUGGACAGUGCCCAACCGGACUUCAGGCCUGGGCAAAACCCACACUGUGGGAUCUAUAGCCAAGGUGGAACAAGUCAAGUUUGAUGCUACCUCCAUGCACGUCCAGCCUCAGGUAGCAGCCCAGCAAAAGAUGGUGGACGACGGGAGUGGAGAGGUGCAGGUAUGGCGCAUUGAAGAUCUAGAACUGGUGCCUGUGGAUUCCAAGUGGCUGGGCCACUUCUAUGGCGGCGAUUGCUACUUGCUGCUCUAUACCUACCUCAUUGGCGAGAAGCAGCACUACCUGCUCUACAUCUGGCAGGGGAGCCAGGCCAGCCAGGAUGAAAUUGCAGCCUCGGCCUAUCAAGCUGUCAUCCUGGACCAGAAGUACAAUGAUGAGCCAGUCCAGAUUCGGGUCCCAAUGGGCAAGGAGCCACCCCACCUUAUGUCCAUCUUCAAGGGACGCAUGGUAGUCUACCAGGGAGGCACGUCCAGAGAUAACAGCACGGAGCCCGUGCCCUCCACAAGGCUGUUCCAGGUCCGGGGAACAAGUACCAACAACACCAAAGCCUUCGAGGUCACAGCCCGAGCCACCUCCCUCAAUUCCAAUGACGUCUUUAUCCUCAAGACUCCAUCCUGUUGCUACCUGUGGUGUGGGAAGGGCUGCAGUGGUGAUGAGCGGGAGAUGGCCAAGAUGGUUGCUGACACCAUCUCCCGGACAGAAAAACAAGUGGUGGUGGAAGGGCAGGAGCCAGCCAACUUCUGGAUGGCCCUGGGAGGGAAGGCACCCUACGCCAACACCAAGAGGCUACAGGAGGAAAACGCAGUCAUCACCCCUCGGCUCUUUGAAUGUUCCAACCAAACUGGGCGCUUCCUGGCCACAGAGAUCCUAGACUUUAACCAGGAUGACUUGGAGGAGGAGGAUGUGUUCCUACUGGAUGUCUGGGACCAGGUGUUCUUCUGGUUAGGGAAGCAUGCCAAUGAGGAGGAGAAGAAGGCCGCCGCUACCACCGUGCAGGAAUACCUCAAGACCCAUCCCAGUGGCCGUGACCCUCAGACUCCCAUCAUUGUGGUGAAGCAGGGACAUGAGCCCCCCACCUUCACUGGAUGGUUCCUGGCUUGGGAUCCCUUCAAAUGGACUAAUGCCAAAUCCUAUGAGGACCUGAAGGCGGAGCUUGGAAACUCUGGGGACUGGGGCCAGAUCUCGUCUGACAUCAUGAGCCCCAAGGUGGAUGUGUUCACUGCCAACACCAGCUUCAGCUCAGGGCCCCUGCCCAUCUUCCCUCUGGAGCAGCUGGUAAACAAGCCUGUGGAAGAACUCCCGGAGGGUGUGGACCCCAGCAGGAAGGAGGAACACCUGUCCACUGAAGAUUUCACUAAGGCUUUGGGGAUGACUCCAGCUGCCUUCUCUGCCCUGCCACGAUGGAAGCAACAAAACCUCAAGAAAGAAAAAGGACUAUUUUGAGAGGCCAUAGUCAUUGUCCUGUAAAGCACCAUCGUUCCCUGCUUGGAAGGUGGUUGCCUUGUGAACAGCAGUGUGCAGCCACACUAUUUGUGUUUAGUGACCUACCCAUUUCUUCAGAAAGACUCUGCCACCCCAAUAAGCCUGUGAUCUGAA
This is a messenger RNA of Dipodomys spectabilis (banner-tailed kangaroo rat), 2713 nucleotides long. It is a transcript of the gene Vil1, whose product is annotated as villin 1. Gene Ontology annotation, biological process: barbed-end actin filament capping; actin polymerization or depolymerization; cytoskeleton organization. The record is from RefSeq and is a predicted model, not a curated record. Bases 77 to 2560 code for a protein of 827 amino acids. Gene Ontology annotation, cellular component: cytoplasm; actin cytoskeleton; lamellipodium. NCBI's taxonomy places the organism in Eukaryota, Metazoa, Chordata, Mammalia, Rodentia, Heteromyidae. The transcript has 20 exons. Gene Ontology annotation, molecular function: phosphatidylinositol-4,5-bisphosphate binding; actin filament binding.